CUUCACCUUCGUCCUCUGUGAACCACUGAAGCUUGCUCAGCCAUGGCCACCCCCUCGACUCCCCAUGUCAAGCUGAAUGACGCCGUUUCCAUCCCUAUCCUCGGGUAUGGUACCGGCACCGCCUGGUACAAAUCGGCCGGAGACACGGCCAUCAACCGGGGACUGGUGGAAUCCAUCAAGACCGCCAUUCGACUGGGAUACCGGCAUCUGGACGGUGCCGAGGUGUAUGGGACCGAGGCCGAACUGGGCGCCGCUAUCCAGGAAAGCGGCCUGCCGCGGGAGGAACUGAUCGUGACCACCAAAGUGAGCACCAACGUGGCCGAUAUUCCUGGCGCCAUCGACCAGAGCCUGAAGAAGCUUCAGCUGGACUACGUGGAUCUAUACCUGAUUCACCAGCCGUUCUUCGCCCAAUCCGACAGCGAUCUGCAGAGCGCAUGGGCCGCAAUGGAGGAGGUGCAGCGGUCGGGCAAGGCGAAGGCAAUCGGAGUGUCCAACUACCUGCGGUCGCAUCUCGAGGCGACGCUGCAGACUGCGACCAUCCCCCCGGCUAUCAACCAGAUUGAAUUUCACCCUUACCUGCAGCACGGCGACCUGCUGGAGUUCCAGCGGGAGAAAGGGAUCAAGACGGCCAGCUACAGCCCUCUGACCCCGGCGACGCGCGCGCAGGGCGGACCGGUGGACGCGACCGUAUCGGCGUUGGCCAAGAAGUACUACGUCUCCGAGGGCGACGUGCUGCUGCGCUGGUCCAUCGACCGAGGGGACGUCUCGGUCACCACCAGCUCGAAGGAAUCGCGACUGCAGGAGUACCUGCGCGUGCUGAAGUUCGAGCUGACUCCGGAGGAGGUGGACACGAUUUCUCGUCUCGGACAGGAAAAGCAUUACCGAGCGUUUUGGGGGAAGAAAUUUGCCGAGGAUGAUCGUUCGUAGACCGCUCCGAUCAUUUGGGCUGUGAAUAUCAUCAAGUCCUGUUUAGUAUAGAUGAAUACACGAAACAUAAAAC
This is a messenger RNA of Aspergillus steynii IBT 23096, 1000 nucleotides long. Its product is annotated as aldo/keto reductase. The record is from RefSeq and is a predicted model, not a curated record. Gene Ontology annotation, molecular function: oxidoreductase activity, acting on NAD(P)H as acceptor. Bases 43 to 927 code for a protein of 294 amino acids. NCBI's taxonomy places the organism in Eukaryota, Fungi, Ascomycota, Eurotiomycetes, Eurotiales, Aspergillaceae. The transcript is spliced from 3 exons.